GACACGGCCAGAGCACUGAGAGAUAUCAGGUAUUGAUGUAACUGGAGUGAAUAAGGGAACCUUCUUCCUGAGCACAGACAUUGGAGCCUGUUAUCAGCAUGAACUCAUAUGUGUUAGACAAACAUGUCAAUAGUUCAUAUCCAUCCUUCACUACAAGAAGCAUCAGAAUGAUACCGCAAACUCCAAAAGUCUUAGACACUGACGACUAUUCACAAACACUAGGGAUAUCACAGCAGAUAUUUCAAGAAGAUGGUGAAUUGGCAGGAACUGGGCAGCAAUCAUUAUGUACAGAGAGUAAUUUAGUCAUCAAACAAGAGGACACAAUGUAUGCCAUAUCUAGUGAAAUUAUUAUCCCAGAGGAUAAACCACAAAUAUUUACUGAGUUUUCAAAACAUAUUAAAGAAGAGAAAAGUCUACAGUCUAGCCAAAUGAUUCAUAUAAAGGAGGAACCUUUCAAAUCUACAGAAUGUGAAAAAAACUUUAGAGGAAAGUCUCAUCUACUAGAACACCACACAAUUUACACAGGUGAGAAGCCACACAAAUGUACUCAGUGUGGCAAAUGUUUUACACGAAUGAAUCGUCUGAAAGCUCAUAAUAGAAUGAUUCACACAGGAGAAAAUCCUUUCACAUGUACAGAGUGUGGCAAAUGUUUUACACGAAUGAAUCGUCUGAAAACUCAUAAAAAGAUUCACACAGGAGAAAAGCCUUUCACAUGUACAGAGUGUGGAAAAAGUUUUAGACGAAUGGAUCAUCUGAAAACUCAUGAAAUGAUUCACACAGGAGAAAAGCCUUUCACAUGUACAGAGUGUGGAAAAAGUUUUACAGAAAUGAAUUGUCUGAAAACUCAUGAAAUGAUUCACACAGGAGAAAAGCCUUUCACAUGUACAGAGUGUGGAAAAAGUUUUACACGAAUGAAUUGUCUGAAAACUCAUGAAAGAAGUCACCUAGGGGUAAAGCCUUUCACAUGUACAGAGUGUGGAAAAAGUUUUACACGAAUGGAUUGUCUGAAAACUCAUGAAAGGACUCACACAGGGGAAAAACCUUUCACAUGUGCAGAGUGUGGAAAAAGUUUUACAGAAAAGAAUAGUCUGAAAACUCAUGAAAGGAUUCACACAGGGGAAAAGCCUUUCACAUGUACAGAGUGUGGAAAAAGUUUUACAAAAAAGAGUAAACUGAAUACUCAUGAAAGAAGUCACACAGGGGUAAAGCCUUUCACAUGUACAGAGUGUGGAAAAAGUUUUACAAAAAAGAGUAAACUGAAUACUCAUGAAAGAAGUCACACAGGGGUAAAGCCUUUCACAUGUACAGAGUGUGGAGAAAGUUUUACAGAAAAGAGAAGUCUGAAAAGUCAUGAAUGGAUUCACACAGGAGAAAAACCUUUCAGAUGUACAGAGUGUGAAAAAGGUUUUACACAACAGUCUCGUCUGAAAAUUCAUGAAAGGAUUCACACAGGAGAAAAGCCUUUCAGAUGUACAGAGUGUGGAAAAAGUUUUACACAGCAGAGUCACCUGAAAACUCAUGAAAGGAUUCACACAGGAGAAAAGCCUUUCAGAUGUACUGAGUGUGGAAAAAGUUUUACACAACAGAGUAAUCUGAAAACUCAUGAAAGGACUCACAGUGGAGAAAAGCCUUUCACAUGUACAGAGUGUGGAAAAAGUUUUAGACGAAUGGAUCAUCUGAAAACUCAUAAAAAGAUUCACACAGGAGAAAAGCCUUUCACAUGUACAGAGUGUGGAAAAUGUUUUACAAUAAUGAAUUGUCUGAAAACUCAUGAAAUGAUUCACACAGGAGAAAAGCCUUUCACAUGUACAGAGUGUGGAAAAAGUUUUGCACGAAUGGAUUGUCUGAAACUUCAUGAAAGGAGUCACACAGGGGAGAAACCUUUCACAUGUGCAGAGUGUGGAAAAAGUUUUACAGAAACGAAUAGUCUGAAAACUCAUGAAAGGAUUCACACAGGGGAAAAGCCUUUCACAUGUACAGAGUGCGGAAAAAGUUUUACAAAAAAGAGUAAACUGAAUACUCAUGAAAGAAGUCACACAGGGGUAAAGCCUUUCACAUGUACAGAGUGUGGAAAAAGUUUUAGACGAAUGGAUUGUCUGAAAAUGCAUGAAAAUACUCACACAGGAGAAAAGCCUUUCACAUGUACAGAGUGUGGAAAAAGUUUUACAAAAAAGAGUAAACUGAAUACUCAUGAAAGAAGUCACACCGGGGUAAAGCCUUUCACAUGUACAGAGUGUGGAAAAAGUUUUACAGAAAAGAGUAGUCUGAAAAGUCAUGAAUGGAUUCACACAGGAGAAAAACCUUUCAGAUGUACAGAGUGUGGAAAAGGUUUUACACAACAGAGUAGUCUGAAAACUCAUGAAAGGAUUCACACAGGAGAAAAGCCUUUCAGAUGUACAGAGUGUGGAAAAAGUUUUACAGAAAAGAGUCACCUGAAAAAACAUGAAAGGAUUCACACAGGAGAAAAGCCUUUCACAUGUACGGAGUGUGGAAAAAGUUUUACACAACAGAGUAAUCUGAAAACUCAUGAAAUGAUUCACAAGGGAAGAAACCUUUCACAUGUUUAGAAAGUGGAAAAAGGGUUUUUAUUGAAAUUGGGUAUCACAAAACACCAAAUAUUUACACACAAAUAUAUAUAUAUGUGUGUAAAUAUUUAAUUUCCCAGUUAAUGUAUAUAAAAUGUUAUGUAGCAAGAUUGAAAUAAAAUG
Messenger RNA from Bombina bombina (fire-bellied toad), 2708 nucleotides. RefSeq names its product oocyte zinc finger protein XlCOF6-like. The transcript is spliced from 4 exons. The record is from RefSeq and is a predicted model, not a curated record. The coding region runs from base 99 to 2567 and encodes 822 amino acids. Lineage: Eukaryota; Metazoa; Chordata; Amphibia; Anura; Bombinatoridae.